Molecule: messenger RNA, 2394 nt
Organism: Paramuricea clavata
Lineage: Eukaryota; Metazoa; Cnidaria; Anthozoa; Malacalcyonacea; Plexauridae
Source: the annotation of a GenBank genome assembly
AUGCCAUCGAACAGUAAGAUCGGCAUUUUCAGAGCCGUGAACUUUCACUUGCGACAUAGCGAGGAAAGGAUGCGCCAGCAGUUCAACAAAGCAGCAGCAUGUAUUAAUGAUCUCUUCAUGACCAUGAGUGACUAUGACGUCAGAUUUCAUUUUGACCCGAUUUCAUUGGACGACUGUCGUUGUGAAGUUAUGUCGAAGAAUGAAGUCAACUUGCUGUGUACUAUGAAAGACUUUCCAAUGCAGAGCUGCAUAUUGCAAGGUGACGUCACCAGUGGUGCUGUCAUGAUUAGAAUUGCUGAUCACUAUACCACAAGGUAAUUAUGAUAAUUCAUUCCAUCAAAAGUUGGGUCAUGUAUUUCCAUACGUUCAAUAAAGGCCCAUUUCCACUCAGGAAAAUUUUCCACAGAAAGAAAAUUUUGUAAAAUUUGAUUGGCCGACACAAAUUUUCCGUCGGAAAAAAAUUUUGAUUGGCCGACACAAAUUUCCGUCGGAAAAUUUUCUGUUCGUGGAAAUUUUUCUUGAGUGGAAAUGGGCCUUAAAAGCAUGACCCAACUUUUGCUGGAAUUAAUUGAGAAUGAUUUCAACUCUAAUCCUAUGGUAAAUCGAGAACAAGAGUUGCAUAUAUGAGAGUUGGCGAGAGUUCACUGGAUACGCGUAGCAAAGUCUCUAUCGUUGAACCUGUUCAAAGUUGAUGAGAGUUGAUGAAAUCAUCUCAUCAUUGAACCUGAGAGUUGAUGAAAUCAUCUCAUCAUUGAACCUGAGAGUUGAUGAAAUCAUCUUAUCAUUGAACCUGAGAGUUGAUGAAAUCAUCUCAUCAUUGAACCUGAGAGUUGAUGAAAUCAUCUCAUCAUUGAACCUGAGAGUUGAUGAAAUCAUCUCAUCAUUGAACCUGAGAGUUGAUGAAAUCAUCUCAUCAUUGAACCUGAGAGUUGAUGAAAUCAUCUCAUCAUUGAACCUGUUCAAAAUUAAUGAGAGUUGAUGAAAGCGCACGAGACUGAGUCGAUGAUAAAAGAAAUGAAAAUGCAAACACAUUCAUAAUUGUUGGAUCAUCAACUUUCAUCAACUCUCACGAACUCCGGCUCAUACUCUACAUAUAGACUCAUUCUCAUCAUAGUCAAUAGAAUAAGAAUGUUAGGAAACUCUUUCAGAUAUACCUCAUUAUCUAUGUUUUGGUUAUACCUCAUUAUCUAUGUUUUGGUUUAUGCAAGAAAUGGUCGGUUCAUCGUCAUGUGUGUAUUGCAAUUUUGCAACUAAUAGCUAUGUUUUUAUUAAACCAUUGUGUAAUAUCACGACCGGGUAAUGAAACCAACACACUGCUAUUGGUUGGUUGGUUGGGGGGGCGGGGGCAAAUACACAUUUUUUUGCUUAAACCAAGACAAAAACAUAGAUAAUUUAUAUAAUAAGACUAUUUCUGCAUCGCAUUUCCUAACCUUCUUAUUCCAUUGGCUAUUUUCUCAUCAAGUCUCGCGCACUGCAUUCGACUCUACUAAACUGUUUCAACUAUCAUCAACUCUCAUCAGUUCUAAUCAACUUUCAUCGAUUUUCAUAGACUAUGAUCAACUCUCAUCAUUCAUUAACUUUCAUCAAUCUUUCAUUCAUCCAUACUCCUUCCAAUUUUUCAGGCCUGAUAUGGCGAGCUGGGAAGAUAUCAUCACCGUAGACCCGACCAUGGGACGUUGUCUUAGCACAACAAAGCUACUUAAUUCCCUGUUCGAUGUUAUCCAACGUUCCAUCCUCGAAAUGUCACAAGAGAACCAACAACGUUCUAUCACAUGUCGCUCUUGGCCAGACCAAAUCAGUCUGUUCGUUCGUCUGGAUCCUUCCACCAGAUUCCGCGUGCAUCUUUUACCGAUGAUACGCAUGCGUCGUUCUAUGGAACCGUUCAGAAAGCUGGACAAAAAAAUCCAGAGUGUUUUUAAGUGUUUUCAUUUGCCUGACGCGAAUGUUGAUACGAUUUCCUUAGUAGCGAAACCAAAUUGUACAGAUCAGCAGCUCCUAUGGCGAAUCACUUUCAACGAUGUAGAAAACAGGAUUUUUAACAAUCCUCAAUUUUUGUGCGCCAAGCAUUGUUUGUACAUCCUAGACAGGUUGUGCGCGCGGGUUUGCCAGUCUUGGGAGACUAGAGGUCGCUUACUACGUUACCAUUUACAAACCAUAUUAUUGGUUGAAUUUAAAACGCGACCACAACCAAAGUACUGGACACCAGAGAAAUUUCGAAGUCGACUUAAAGAUGUUGUGACGUCAUUGUGCGAGAGUUUGCGCGCAAAAAAGUGCCUGAACGUUUUCACUGAUGUUAACGUCUUUUCCCAUUUUGAUACUGACAAUCUGAAACUCUUGGCGGGAAAACUCUCCAAGUUUAAAGCAGAUCAAGCUGUAAUUUCAAGUCUUUUUUAA